Messenger RNA from Brassica rapa (field mustard), 9255 nucleotides. Its product is annotated as F-box protein At5g42460. The record is from RefSeq and is a predicted model, not a curated record. NCBI's taxonomy places the organism in Eukaryota, Viridiplantae, Streptophyta, Magnoliopsida, Brassicales, Brassicaceae. Gene Ontology annotation, molecular function: protein binding.
AUUAAAAAUAAAAAAAAUAGUUAACUGAAAGUUAUAUUUUUAAAUACAACAAACUUGAGAAAUGAAAAUUUUAAUUUUUUUUUCAAAAUCUAAAUAUCCGAACCCAAUCCGAAAUAACCGAAUCCGAACUAAAAAUACCCGAACCCGAUCCGAAGUACAGAAAUAUCCGAACGGGUUCUAGACCUCUAUACCGAAAUACCCGAAAAUCCGAAAUACCCGAUCCUAACCCGAACGAGUACCCAAACGCCCGCCCCUACUUUUCUGAUUACGUGUUGUUGUUUUUUUAUCUGACAAAGGAUUAUCCGACCUCGUAAAAGUACGGUUACCAAUUUUGAUUAUGUCGAGUUUUAGCUCCCAUAAUAUUCUGUAACUAGCUCACUUUUUAUGGUUUCUCGGUCUAUAACACCUUCGAUCACAAGCCUUACAGAAGGACUUCUCACUGAACUUAAACACUCUUGGUCAUAAAAGUUUAAAAAGCCUUUUACACUUAACCAAAAAGUAUCUCGGUAACAAAAUUAAACUGGAACUUUCACACCAAAUUCGAAACAUAUUUGGUCACACACCUUAAAAUAAGUCGUCACAUCAAAAACACUUUCCUCUCGAAACUAUUAAUUUACGUUUAUUUAUUCAAAAAAACAUAUUCUUCGUUCUAUAUCUCUUAUGGUAAUAAAUGAAGUUAUAAAAUUGAUAUUUCAGUGAUAGAUUUUCUAUUCGAGCUACGCGUAAGACUAUAUUUACAAUUUGUUACAUUUUAUAAAAUUUUAAUAUUAUAAAACAUAAUUGAUUUAUAUACAUUUUCACAUAUAAUGUAUUCAAAAUAUGAUUUAUUAUUUUUCUAUUUAAGUAUUUUAUAAAAUUAUAUCCUUCAAAAUAUAUACUAUUUAAAAUUUCUUUGUUGUAUAUGUAAAUGUAUAAGUUGAGUUUAUUUUAUAAACAUAUUUAUAUUGUCUAUCAAUUAUAUUUUUUUUUAAAUAUGGAUUGUUCGAUGCAUAUUAACUGUUACUACUCUCUUAUUAAUAUAUACUUUUAUUAUACUUUUCAUCUAUAUUUCUAUUUAAGUAUCUUAAAACUUUGAUCUAUCUGUUCAAUUUUUAUUUUUUGUAAUAUUUUAACAAAAUAUUUUACAGUUAAUUAUGUGCUUAUUAUAUAUUUGUUGUGUGCAUAUAUGUACUUGACAUAUUGUUCUUUAAUUCUUUUAAAUGUACAUCGAAUAGUGUAUAUUAUGAUAAUUUUUAAUCUUAAUAAAUAAUUUGUUAAAUUUGAAUACUAUUUAACAUUUUUUGUUAUAUAAGAUAGGAGGAAAUAAAUAUAUAGAAUUUAAAUAAUGUGAAGUAAUAUUUUAUCAACUGAGAUUAAAAUAUAUAAAAUUGAAAAUAUUAUAUUUUUCUUCUACUUGAUAUGAUAACAGUAUAAAUUAAUAAUGUCAGCCUUAUGGUAUUUUAUUAAUUCAUAGUUAAUUUUUCCUAACUCUUAGAAAUUUAUCAAAAUUUCAAUUUUGGUUUAUUACAUAUAAAUGUAUUAACUCCGAUUAUAAAUGUAUAUUGAAUCUUUUCAUAUAUUUCUUAUAUGUUGUUGCUCAUACUAGACUUACUAAUUUUAAAUAUUAAUAGAAAUUUCAACUAAAUUAUUGGCUACUCUCUUUAGAGUUUUAUGUUUUCAUAUAUAUUAUUAGCAUUAUUCUUCGAAUAUUUUUCUUUGAUAGAAUUCAUGUGAAAUCAUAUUUAUUUUAUAUGUUAUCUUGAUUGCUUCAUUAAAAUUUCAUAAGAAUGAAACUUAUAAAUUUUAUCGGCAAAUUGAAUUAUAAAAUUAUAAGAGUUGCCAUAUACUUUGCUUAAUUUAUUAUUAACUUAUAUUUUAUUUUUUUGGUCGAUUACAAUAUUUAGGUUUAUUUCGUAAUGGCCUAUUGGAUUAUUUUCUGUGAAAAUUUAAGUUACAAUCUUCUAAAACAAAUUUAGUUAAAACAUAAUAUAGUAAUGUUAGUAAAAUUUUAAUUAUUGAUUAGCAAAGAAAUACUUUAAUCUCUUUAAAUGAUAAAAGACAAUUUAAAACAAAUAAACAGUCUAAUUAACAAAGUGUCUUAGACAAAUGAAUGAACUCUUAUCAUCAUUUAUUUAAUAAAACAUUUGCAAAUUUGUUGUAAACCAAAGAAUGAAUUGGCUCACUAGAGAAAAUGAAUCAAAAUACCUGUUAUUUUAAAUAUUUUAUAAUUUAUGACACAUAUUAUAAAAUUGGAUGAUUUUUUAUAGUCGAUGUCUGUAUAAAUAAAACAUCAUAUUCUAAAGUUCAGUUUACCUUUUUUAUUUAUAUUGGGUUAACUAUUUUGAUAUUAGUUAUCUAUUUAGCUCCUAUAUCAAAUCAAUUAUUUUUAAUAAAACUUCUUUUGCUUUGUAAUUUAUUUGGUUUUGGUUUUCAUAAAUUUUGAUAUUUAAAAAUAUCAAAUUAUGAUUAUGAUUUGGUAUUUUUUUUAUAAACUAUAUGUGAACUCUAUAUAAUUUAUAUCCUUAAAUUUAAAAAUAAUCUGUAUUUUAAAUUUAUAUUAUCGUUAUUAUUAUAAAUCAUUGGAUUCUUUAAGAUUUUUGUUUUUGUUUUCUAGUUAAAUUCAUGUUAAUCGCCUAAGGAUUUAUUUUAUAUAUCAAAUUGUUCCAUUUAAUAAUUUUUUUAUGUAUUUACUAAAUUAUUAUUUAUUUCUUUUUAAUUUGAAAGAAAUGAUUUUAGAAAUCUUGAAAAAAACUAAAAUAAGAAAUAAAAUAAUGAUUUGGCCUUAUUUAUUGGUUCUUUAAAAUAACAUGUGGCCAUUCUCAAUGAUUUGAAGCCAAAAACUUUUAAAUUUAUGUAUUAUAUGGUUAAAUUAUUUAAAAUUCUUGAAUUAUUAAAAUUAACUAAUAUUUUAUUUAUUUUAUACUAAAUUUAUAAAAUAUUAUAAAUAUUAAGUUAAUUUAUUUAUAAUAUUUUUAUUUUGUUAGUUUAUCUUAUUUGAUAUUGAUUUUUAUUUUAUUUUGAAAUAAAUAACAUUUUGGAAAUGUUGACAUUUUUGAAGAUAGUAAGUUAAAAUGAUGAUUUAUCAUAAUAUAUUUAGUAGUUCUAAAUCAUAUGUGGACAUUCUUAAUGGUUUAUAGCCUUAACUUUGAUAUACUAUAUACUAACAUUAUAUUCACGCUGCACACAAAUCUUUAUUAAUAAUUUAGUUUAGUAUUUAUAGUAUUUUAAAACUAAAACUCUAGUUGAUUUAUAUAAAAAUUUAUUUGAAUUAUGAUUUACUUAUUUUAAAAUUUAUGUUUAUUUAGAAAAUUGUACCCAUUACAAUAAUUAUUUCUUAUGUUCUUAUAUUGUUUGAUGCAUGUAAACUGUCAAUACUCUUGUAGAUAUUGGUUAUCAUACAUUAUGAUAAAAUGAUUAAGCUGUUUUCAUAAUAUUAAUUUUUUUACUGAGUAAUAGUAUAAUACUUAAAUUUUAAAUUUAUUCAUAAGAAAUAUUUAAUGAACUUUAAUAAAUAUUAAAUAGUUUUGUUAGAUAAUAUAAAAUAAUAAAUAUAAUGAAUUUUAAACACUGUUAGGUAACAUUUAAUUUAUUGAGAAUAAUAUAAAAAUGUAGAGUAUCAUAUUUAUCUUCUAUUUGAUCUAAUUAAUUAUUUUUAUAGUGUUGAAGUUUGUAUGAUUGUAUAAUGCAUUAUAUCUAAAAAAAAAUUAGUUUUUCAAUUAUCACCUUAGAUAGUAUAUUAUCAUAUAUAUAAAUGCAUAUUCAUGAAUUUUCUACCAUUCAUUUUGAUAUCUUUCAAACUAAUUUAUUGUUGGUAUUCUAUAUAAAUUUUAUUAGAAAUUUUAACUAACUUAUAGACAUACAUCUUUAGACUCCUUAUUUUUAUCUAUAUUAUAAAUUAUAUCUUUCUUUAGAUAUCUUUAUCUUAUAUACCUCAUUGAGAUAAUUUUAAAUUUUAUAUGUUAUAUAUGUGAAUCGGAUUAAAGAUUUAGGAGAAUUCAUCAUGUAAUUUUCUUAAAUAAUCAUAAAUUUAAUUUUUGGAGAUUACACUCAUAUUAGAUUUUUUUAUUAUAACAUAUUUGAUUAGUUUUCAUGAAUUUUGUUACUGUAUCUGUAUAAAACUGAAAUUAACCAAUAUUUUAGUUUGUUUAGAAAUUCGUGUAACAUAUUAUAAAUUUGAAUUAGUUUUAUAGUCUAUACCAAUAAUUUAAAAAUAAAACAAAUUCUAUUUGAUGGGAGUCAAUCUCAGUGGAACUCCCAGCAAAGUUGAUCCAUCUAUAGAGCCCAAAGGUAAAUUUAUAAUGCAUUACAAAUUUACAACGACAACAAGAAUUUAAAGCUAGUCGAUAGAAGUCGUCGAGUUAUUCACGGUGAUGGUUUGUUGUUACACUAGGGCCAGCCCUAGCUUUUCUCCGACCAAACAGAAAACUAGCCAUGUAACUGUCUCUACUCGGGUCUGGUUUUGAAAUUUUGGAUAGAAUGGUAAAUGGUUCAUAUAGCUCACCAUUUUUUUGGUUUAUGAGUGGCUUCAGGCACAAUAUAUAUGUUUCAUUUUCUUGUUUGGCGAAGGUUCUUUUACAUGAACUAAAACGUGAGCUAAAGUAUUCGUCAUGAAAUACAUAUUAACAAACAUUCAUUCCAUUUACUCAUAUCUUAAUUGCUCUUUUGGUUAUGGCUCAAUGAACACGAGUUGCUCCACCAACAUUCUUGGAUUCUUUGAGGUGCUUGUAGUUUCUCUAAUGAAUCUGCUCUACAUCGAGCCAUCAAAAAUUCAGAUUUUGUGCCUGACACUGAACCUUCUCUCUGAACCCCAGACAUUGACGCCAUGUAAGUGUUUUGAGUCUUGUCGUGAUGGUGGUGCUGUCUUCAGCAUGUCAACCAAAACUCCAACCGCCAUGUCCUGUGACUGUCUCCCAAAACUCCAACAUGCAUCUACAAUGGCACCAGCUAAGAAAGCUCGACACAUAAAUAAACUAACUUCUCGAUUAAAAAAUUAUCUUAGAAUACGUUGAACUCUCCUAAUUCCUAUACCACAUUCAAUUAGGCGGACUAGUUUGAAGCCCACGCUUGGCCCAGAAUCAUUUAGCGUUUUAGUAUUUGAAGGUUAACCUUAAAAUUAUAUAUAACCUCUACUUCCCUGGCCGAAAGAAGGAAAAAAAGGAGAGUAUUUGAAGGUUAAACCCUAACUACUCGAAACAAUGGAGAUGUCAGAUCUUCCGAAGGAGUUGGUGGAGGAGAUUCUCUCAAAGAUUCCAGUUACAUGUAUGAGAUCAGUUCGAUUAACUUGCAAAAAGUGGAACGCUUUAUCCAAAACUCGGAGUUUUGUAGAGAAACACAUUGGUGAAGAAACAUCUAGAAAAUCUAGUGUAAUCAUGACGAUGAAUCAAAAAGUGUAUUUGCUCGGAGUCAGUUUCAGUGGAACUCACAACAAGUUUGAUACAUCUAUAAAGCACAAAGGUACACUUAUAAUCCGUAACAACAACAUGGAUUCAGAGCCACUCGUUUUAAAAGUUUUUCACGGUGAUGGUUUGUUACUAUUCGUCAUGGUGAAAAGGGUCGUCGUUUGGAACCCAUAUUUGGGUCAGGUGAAGUGGAUCCAAGCAAGAGAUUCUUAUUAUCAAGACGAUUUUGCUAUGGGAUACGCAAAGAAGGACAAAUCUCAUAGCCACAAAAUCUUGAGGAUCUCUAACGUUAAUAGUAUCCCCUACGAAAUCUAUGAUUUUAAAUCUGAUUCAUGGAAGGUUCUUGGUAUCACUCCACUAGAGGAGGAUGUCUUUCUUUGUUAUGAAGCCUUAUCACUCAAGGGAAACAGCUACUGGGUUGCUAGAGAAAAAAUAGAAACAAGGAACAAGAAGUUCUUUAUAUGUUUUGAUUUUACAGAAGAGAGAUUAGGAUCGCGUCUCAGUUUCCCGUUUGACUCUUAUUUUGAAGAUAUUGUGAUUCUAUCUAAUUUUGGUGAAGAACAGAUUGCUGUUUUGUUUAAGAAAUGGGGUAAAUUUGAGAUGAAGAUAUGGGUUACAAGUAAGAUUAAUCCAACAACGGUAUCUUGGAGCAAGUUUUUAGAAGUGGAUAUGAGACCAUUCAUUACUGGUUGUAAUCAUGUUUUCACUCAGAGUCGAGGCUUCUUCAUUGAUGAGGAGAAGAAAGUUGUUGUUGUUUUUGGUAGACACGAAUUUGAUGAUACUCGGAAGAUAGCUUACAUUAUUGGAGAAGAUGGAUACUUUAGAAAAGUUGAUCUCGGAGAAGAUACGAACAUUUUCAGUCACCAACAUGUACGUUCUUAUGUUCCAAGUUCCGUGCAUAUCAACCAUCCUUUUUGCUAACUUGUUGAGUAGUUUACUUAAACUAUAAUAUUGUUACUUAAACUAUAAUAUUGUUUUCUCGGAUGUUUAUUUAUUAGUUAUCAAAAAUAUGGUUUUAAGCAGUUCCUCUAGCUUUGAUCUCUACUUUGUUAAUAAUGCAAAACAUUUUGGAACUAAAAAUGAAGGUGUAUAUAAAAUUCGAUCCAACUCAAAAUAUAUAUGGACAAAGAAAAUUCAGAGAGACAAUGCCUAAUUAAAGCAAAACUCAACACCAUUGCCAACAAAACCUAUCCACGAAGUUAAUGGAUUCUCAAUUCCGAAUUUCAUUGGAUUUCAAUUCUACUGUACUAGGGUUUAAUUAAUUUUCUUUUUCCAAAGGGGGUUAACUAGAAAUAGUUAUUAACUCAAAGGGGUUAGUUUUGAAAAUAAAAGUUAAACGUACGUACAUAUAUAUGCUUAUUGCAUGAAGACAUUAAUGGUGUUUACCAUGAAGAUGGAGCUAGAAGAAGCACCGCCACAAACAAAAUCCCUUGUCUCAAGGCCGGAAUGCUCUUACGAAUCCAAAUUUUUUUUUUCCAAAUCUCCUUAUUGGUUGUUGCGUCAGAAUAAAGUUACAUAAAGUGGGAUCGGUUCUGUAACAGGUCGGUGACGUCAUCAAACAUGAGAGAAAAUCCAAGAUUGAUGAUACAGAAGCAUAACUCUCUCUUCUCUUUCUGCUUUCAAACUUAGGUGAAGAGUAAUGGACAAUUACACUUAUAGAAUCACAACGUAUGCAAGGAACGCAAAUAAUGCUAUCUUUUUUUUUUUGUCAUAGAAAGUUCAGUUUGUCGGACAAAACAACAAACUAACCAUGUAAUUGUCCAUUUAGCUCGAGGGUUAGGCUUUAGGAUAGAAUGAAAAGAUAAUUCAUACAGCCGCAUAUCUGAUUCAUUUCUAUUUCAUCAUCUAGAUCUAGCCUUUAAAAAGCUGUUGAUCGUCUUACCGGAGUUAGCAUGAACUUAAGUGGGUAAGCUCUGUUUUACAAAAGAAAAACAAAUGUGUUUAGUACUUGCCAUAAUUUUGCUGAGUGAGCAAACAUAUUUGAGUUAACCAACAAAAUCGCGGCACACUGUUCAAUUCCCUGCCGACUAGCUUUAGGCUUAAGACCAUGAAUUUAUGUGUGAAUUCUAAAAUUUCUUCUUUCUAAAAAAAGAAAAAACUUCUAAAAUUUCUACAAUGUAAGUUGAAUUUUGUUUCUAAUAACUUAGUCAUGAAAAUCUAUUGAGUAUUAAACAACAAUAAAUUUUAAUUGAACAACACAAGAUUAUAAAAUGAGAAAAUGACUAGGAUAGCACUAAAACAUUUUUGUCACAAAUAUAGCCUCUAAGAAUAAAAAUGAUCAAAAUAGCAUUUAAUGUUUUAUCAAAAGAGAUAAAUAUACACUUAUACCCCAAUGGUAAAUUAAUUUAGACAUUAAGGUUUAGAGUUAAGGGGUGGGGUUUAAGAUUUAGAGUUUAGGGUUUAGAGUUUAGGGUUUAGAGUUUAGAGUUUAGGUUUUAGGGUUUAGAGUUGAAAAGUGGGGUUUUGGGAUAAGAUUUCAAAUUUUGAAAAAUAAAAAAAAAUUAAAUUUUUCAAAAGAUAAAAUGCUAUUUUGGUCAUUUUAGUUUUUGAGGGCUAUUUUUGUGUCAUAAACUUAGAAAUAUACAAUUUUGGAGAUUUGCCCUUAUAAAAUCUAUGAUGCAUGUUUUACAAUAUAUAAAAAUCAUUAACUAAAUAACAAUAGACUAUGGUUAACUUUCAAAAUGAUUUAUUAAAUACUUAUUAAAUCAUUGAAGGGUUUCAGGCUUUCAGUUGUUAUAUAACCUCUACUUCCUCGCCGAGAGAAAUCAGAGAGAGAGAAAAGAGUAGGUUAACCCUAACAAAAUAUCCUUGUUUGAAAUUUGAAACAGUGGAGAUGUCAGAUCUCCGAGUGAGAUGGUGGAGGAGAUUCUCUCAAAGCUUCUGGUUACAUGUAUGAGAUCAGUUCGAUUAACUUGCAAAAAGUGGAACUCUUUAUCUAAAACUCGUAGUUUUGUAGAGAAAUACAUUGCUGAAGAAACAUCAAGAGAGUUUAGUGUGGUCAUGGUGAUGAAUAAAGAUGUUUGUAUGAUGGGUGUCAAUCUCACUGGAACUCACGGCAACAAGUUUGAUCUAUCUAUAGAGCGCAAAGGUAAGCUUAUAAUGCGUUACAACAACUUGUAUAUAGAGUCCGUCGUUAAACCUAGAGUUUUUCACAGUGAUGGUUUGUUACUAUUCGUAUAAAAAUAUAUAUUUUUGUCAUAGUUAAAUCUUGAUUUUAGAUAUAAGUUGGAUUAGUUGAGUCACUCAUGUUGUGAGUAUAUUGAGUUACAUAUAUUCUUUCAAAUUUAAAAUAAAGUAUAAUUAUUUUUAUUAUAACUAAGUCCAAUCAAAUCAAUUUUAUUUAUCGUUUAAAUGUGCAUGUAUUUUCAUAAUAUUUAUCAAAUUAUAUGUUGAUGUUUUUUUUUAAACAAUUAGAAAAUAAAGUGAUGAUCAGUAGGAAGUUACGUGCAUAAGUAGUUGAUACAUUUUUGGAAACUCAUGAACACAUAUCAAUAUUUACAAUAAUUAAAAUAUUUUAUAAAUUCUAAAUAACUUUAUGCCUUUGGUAUUUUGAUUAUGGUUCUAUUAAGUUCCACAAACAUAAAUGUAUAUAAUUGAAAAGCAAAUUUAAUAUUAAGAAAACAAAUAACUUUAAUAAUAAUUAAAUAUAAUAUAUCUACCUCAUUAAGCUAUUUUGCAACUAUUUGAUCAAACAAUGUUUAUUUUAAAAUUCUAUUUUUAUUUUUUUUAAAUAUCUAUUAAAAUAAGAAGUAAAAAAUUGUGAUUUUGUUUGAAAAUAAUAUUAUAUAAGUAAAGUAUAAUUUAUCAAUAUUUUUUUGCUGUAAUUGAAAGAUAUUAUAGUCAAUUAAAUAUAUAAAAUAAAUAAAACAUUUCAAUA